GUUGAAUUGGACCGUUUAUUGUUAUUGAGAGUGUUUCAGAAAAUUCUUGCAUUCUUGCGUUCUCAGAAAUUGAUCCAAAGCCCUCUCCGUAUCUACAAUUUCUCAAUUGGCGUUCUCACAAGCCUUCGGAUCCAAAGCCUUCUCCAUAUCUACAAUUUCUCCAUACAGUUUCAUAUCUACAUUUUUUUUUUCAUUAUUUUGUGUUUUUUACUUUUGUUCUAACGUUAUGGAUGCAGGGUCUUCGAGCUCCUUGAACUGUAACAGCACGUCUAAAUGCCCUCUCCAGGAGCAGUUUCAUCGGAGAAGGAAGACCAGGGAGAAUUUGGACAGAUUCAUUCCCAACCGAUCAGCCAUGGACUUCGACUAUGCUCAUUACAUGCUGACUGAAGGGAGGAAAGGCAAAGAGAACCCAAGUGUUCUCAGCCCAUCCAUUGAGGCUUAUUUGAAGCUCUUGGCUAAUACCUUCCAUAUGAACAGAGGCCGCAUCCUCGCCUUUAAGAACAAACCACCGACUCCAGUAGAGCUGACACCACGUGAAUUCUUGUCUCCUGUUCGCCAAUUCAAGCCCUCAAAGCCUAAACGGCAUAUUCCCCAGACUCCUGAGAGGACAUUGGAUGCUCCUGAUAUUAUAGAUGAUUAUUACUUAAACUUAUUGGACUGGGGUAGCAGCAACAUUCUUGCAAUUGGUCUUGGAAGCACGGUACAUUUUUGGGAUGGUUCAAAUGGUUCUACCUCAGAGCUUGUUACUGUUGACGAUGAGAAUGGCCCUGUUACAAGCAUCAGUUGGGCUGCUGAUGGACAACAUAUUGCCAUUGGCUUGAACAACUCUGAUGUUCAGCUAUGGGAUUCUACAGCUAAUCAACUGCUGAGGACUCUGAGAGGUGGCCACCAAUCUCGAGUCGGUUCUCUAGCUUGGAACAACCACAUCCUUACAACUGGAGGAAGGGAUGGUAAGAUCAUUAACAACGAUGUGAGAGUGCGAUCACACAUUGUGGAAACUUAUAGAGGACACCAUCAAGAGGUUUGUGGAUUGAAAUGGUCUGCCUCAGGCCAGCAGCUAGCAAGUGGAGGGAACGACAACAUGCUCUACAUAUGGGACAGGUCCAUGUCCUCUUCGAAUUCACGUUCUCAGUGGCUUCAUAGGCUUGAAGACCACACUGCUGCAGUGAAAGCCCUUGCUUGGUGCCCUUUCCAGAGCAAUUUGUUGGCCUCUGGUGGAGGUGGAAACGACCUAUGCAUAAGGUUUUGGAACACCCAUACGGGUGCAUGCUUGAACACAGUGGACACAGGCUCACAGGUCUGUGCUCUGCUGUGGAACAAAAAGGAGAGGGAGCUGCUUAGUUCCCAUGGCUUUUCACAGAAUCAACUCACUCUGUGGAAGUACCCAUCAAUGGUGAAGAUUACUGAGCUUACUGGUCAUACAUCCAGAGUUCUUUUCAUGGCUCAGAGCCCAGAUGGAUGCACAGUGGUAACUGCUGCAGGAGAUGAGACACUCAAAUUUUGGAAUGUCUUCGGCACCACCCCAGAAGUGAAAAAUGCUGCACCAAAAGAGCUGUUUCCACAUUUCAGUCGAAUCCGUUAGGUUUCAUUUGAGCAUUGAAAAGUAUCAGGGGAAAGAAGAAACAUGUUUAAGGCUCUUAAAAUUUCUCCAUAUUUUUUCUCCAACUUAAAUCAUUUGAAACAAAGAGUUUUUGGAAGUCUUCAAAAUUUCAACCAAUUUUCAUCAUUUGAGAUUUUCUUUCGCAUUUUCCAUCAAAGCCAAAUACAAGAAUGAGAUUCUCCCAUAUUUUUUUUUCUUUCCCUGAUACUCCCUAAUCAAAUGAAGUGUUAUGGAUGAUGGGAAAAGGUAGAUAAGGGAUCAUGAUGGGCUUCACUCCAUCAAUCUGAUAAUUUGUGUAAAUGUCCCAGCUGAAGUUUCACAGUUUGCUGGGCUUUCUUUUUGGAAAAAGGCUACUCAAAGGUAGGUGGUUAAUCUUGUUCAUGAAUCAAUAAAGCUGUAUUUUGAGCGGAAAUGCAGAUUCUGAUGUUGUUUGGAUUAACCUUCAAAUCCAGAAGUCCAAAUCCAAAUGCACUUUCACCUUGAAAGGGUAUUCAGUAGAAGCUGAAGGUUGGCCUGCUUCUUCUUUGGUUAGAGAAGAGUAAAGAAUUCAGCUGUUGGCCUCCCUCUGAUUGGUUUUCUUGUUUCUUUUGCCAAAAACAAAGGGCUGUUGCCUUGUCUCUGAUUGUUGUCUUUGUAUUUUGAGAAUCUGAAACUGGGUGUUUGAAACUAGACUGAAGUAAUUUAUGGUUAUCAUAUUGUAGAUUUGUUUCAUUUUGGACAUCUGAAAUUGAUUUGACUUUCACUAACUCCAAGUUCAUCGGGGGUGGACAUUUUUCCAAAAAAAUACCAAUACAUAAAGAGAUACAAACCUUUCUCUAAAGGAAACUUCGGUAUCAUGUUGAACACUCAAUUUUCCUAAAAGUAAAAGUUUAAGAUUCAAGAUCUGAAUCUUUGUUUGAAUUAUUAUGUAUUACUUUUUAUUUCUUUUAAGUUUUUUAUUUUUAUUUAUUUAUUUAUUUUUUCUAUAUGUCUAAUCAUUUUGUGAUGUUUGGAUAAGAUUCUUGUUUUCUAUUGUUAAAAACAGAAAAUAAGGACCUGUUUGGUGGUUGGUGUUUCUGAAAACUGUUUUUGUUCUCAACACAUUUGGGAAGUGGGUGUUUUGUUGGUUCCCACUGUUCUCCGUGCUUGCAAAUCCCUCUUUUCAGAGAACUUCAAAAAGUUGUUUCCUUUGGCAUCUCUCUGUGUUUUCAAUUUGGUGUUCUCCGUGUUUUCCCUGUGAUUUUUCCUCCAGCAAGUCUUCAACCUCCAGCACAUCUACAACAAGUCUCUCUACCAGCAUGAUACCAAGGUGCAAUUCUCUCAUUUUCUCAAUCAAAUUCCUCUCAUCAGUGCAAAUCCCAGGUGCCUCAUGGCAUUGGAGUGGUUCACUGCAAAUUCUUCCUAGACCAUCUUUACAACUUCCAGGGGACCAAUAGGCCUGACCCAAGUAUUGACUGCACCAUUGGGUUAGGUUCAGCUCAACCGUUCAAAUGUGGGCUGACAGGGAGAGAAGGCGCUACAUCCGCUUGUUGAAGCCUACCUCCUGCUGGUUUGCGCUUUAUUCUUUGCCUGUAGCUUCCCAGAAAGUUUCUUGUAGUGAUCUGAAAUGUAUCCAUACUUGAAUUGUUUCUGUUGUUACAUUUUUUGUUUUAACUACUAGAUUACAUCAAUGGUUGUUGAUACCUUUUCAAUGGAUGAAAUGAAUGAUGUCGAUGAACAGAUUUAUGAGUC
Molecule: messenger RNA, 3310 nt
Organism: Vitis riparia (riverbank grape)
Lineage: Eukaryota; Viridiplantae; Streptophyta; Magnoliopsida; Vitales; Vitaceae
Product: cell division cycle 20.2, cofactor of APC complex-like
Exons: 6
Coding region: 227-1582 (451 amino acids)
Biological process (GO): positive regulation of anaphase-promoting complex-dependent catabolic process; positive regulation of ubiquitin protein ligase activity; anaphase-promoting complex-dependent catabolic process
Cellular component (GO): anaphase-promoting complex
Molecular function (GO): anaphase-promoting complex binding; ubiquitin ligase activator activity; protein binding
Source: RefSeq, a predicted model, not a curated record